This is a messenger RNA of Alternaria atra, 1659 nucleotides long. RefSeq lists its product as uncharacterized. Gene Ontology annotation, biological process: negative regulation of transcription by RNA polymerase II. The transcript is spliced from 2 exons. Gene Ontology annotation, cellular component: Sin3-type complex. The coding region runs from base 1 to 1659 and encodes 552 amino acids. Lineage: Eukaryota; Fungi; Ascomycota; Dothideomycetes; Pleosporales; Pleosporaceae. The record is from RefSeq and is a predicted model, not a curated record. Gene Ontology annotation, molecular function: histone deacetylase binding.
AUGGUUCGAAAUGGCAGUCCAUCUCCGGCGGACAACUUUCCGCUAGGUCAUUCUGCGACAUCUCCUCAACCGCAGCCCUCGAAGCGCGAUAAACGGCGCAACAUGCUCGCUGAGAAGCUUGCGGAGAUGAUGACCACCUUUUCCGACAACCGCGACAGUCAUUACAGAGCUCAGCUUGCCGCGCUUCAGGCCGAUAUCAAUUUGAUUAUGAAGGCGGAUCCGUAUGCGAACCAGCCGCUCGAAGAUAGCGGAGAAGAGGCCUCGGAGCUCAUCUCACAGAUCAUGGGGAACAACGUACCUACCGCACCGAGCGCUGGUACCGACUACAUUGCGCAGUGCGGAAAGCACUAUUCGCGCUUUGUAGAUGCUGUCAAUGAUGCGAUGGAAGAGCGCGACUACAACCUAACCAUGCUCUGGCAUGAGAACACGAAGAACGAGAUCGAAAAUUCCCACUACUACAAAGUCCAGAUCGCCGAAGAAGAGCAUAAGCUGCUCGCUGCCACCAUCCGCGAACGACUAGUCGCAAGCAUACAACAACGGACAAACAGACUGAAGCGAGAGAAGGAACAAUUGGAUCUAUCCGACAGCAACGCGAUGCUCCUCCAUCCCAACCAAUUCAGCAUCGGGCAUCCUGCAAGCCCUGGUGGACCACAAGCCCCCCGAAAGACGAGGAGAACUGGGCAUAAAUUCGGCGACGCUGAAGAGUUGGCUGCUGCUAACGAGCACAAACGAAAGCGCAAGAUGUUCGAAGACCAGGACAACGACUCUCCAGGUCCUUCUGGUCGCCCUACCGAAAUGGGCAUCGGCUCACCUUUCCGUGAAGCCAAAGCGCGCACCGUCAACGCCCAGUUUGAAUCAUCUGCAUACUCGCUAGAGCGCCUGUUUAGCGAGAAGGAGCUCAACAUGGCUAUGAAUCAGGCCACCAUGGCCGCUUCCCACUUUUUCGCCAAGAUGAAGAAUACAGAGGCUGCACCGCAGGAAGCCACAACAAACGGCAAUACCAACGGAACCAACGGUGACCACGCUUCCGAAAACGGUGACGCCAUGGAUCAGGACCAAGAUUCGGACGAUGUACCGGGCGCGACCGAUAUGAUGCGUCAACAUUCGUCGAAUCCUCACGCUACCCGCGGCGCUACACGCUCAGCACUGAACCCCACGGCGGCUAUAGUGAGCGGGCAAAUACCUCCAUUCAUCUACAACCCACCAUUCGUUCUGGAUGCUAAGAUCUUCCAAAAGAUCAACGCCUCUGCACCCCCACCAACUCCACUUGGCGCACAUGACGUCGAGCAAGACUUGAAGCUGAUGCUUAGAGAAGCACCGCCGGACGAUGAUAUUAACGAGAAGCUCCUGCAAGCCGCGUGCAAUCCCGUCAAAGCGCGCGACUACCAAGUCCAGCCACCAAACUUCUCGGAGCCAGUCCACGAGAUGACAAGCGCUCUCAGGAGCACGGCGCCACACUUGGAGGUCGGUGCAAGCUUGGGUGGUGUUCCCAUGAGCGCGCAAAGCAGUAUGGCAGGGUGGUCAGAUGCUGGUGGAAACACACCGCUGGGAAGUUACGGAGAGAGGGAGACACUCGCCGUUCGCGGCCAUGGUGGUGGUGUUGCGAUGACGCGAACAGCAAGUGGCAGCGGGCGAGGACGCGGCAGAGGACGUGCUUAA